UGGACAUCAUCUCCAUGGCGGAGACAACCAUGAUGCCGGAGGAGAUUGAGCUGGAGAUGGCGAAAAUCCAGCGGCUGCGGGAAGUCUUGGUGCGGAGGGAGUCUGAGCUCAGGUUCAUGAUGGAUGACAUCCAGCUGUGCAAGGACAUCAUGGAUUUGAAGCAGGAGCUGCAGAACUUGGUUGCCAUCCCAGAAAAAGAAAAAACCAAGCUACAGAAGCAGAGAGAAGAUGAGCUCAUCCAGAAAAUCCACAAACUGGUGCAAAAGAGAGACUUCCUGGUGGAUGACGCAGAGGUGGAGCGGUUAAGGGAGCAAGAAGAAGACAAGGAAAUGGCUGAUUUUCUGAGAAUCAAGUUAAAACCUCUAGACAAAGUAACCAAAUCUCCAGCCAGCUCCCGGGCAGAGAAGAAAGCAGAGCCCCCACCUAGCAAGCCUACAGUGGCCAAGACAGGGCUGGCACUCAUCAAAGACUGCUGUGGGACCACCCAGUGCAAUAUCAUGUAGCCCUCCAGGGAAUGUGGGGACCCCUCCCUCACACUCUUGUCAUCAUAGCCCCCAUUUCACCGGGGCUCAAGAACUCUCCAAGGCCGAAGGGGUUGAAGGCAAGCCCAUGUCUGCUGCCAGGGGCCAUGGGCGUGGCAGGCGGGCCCAGCCACCCUGUACAGAGUGUAGCAUUAGGGACUCCCUCACUGUCGUACGGCCCUCCCCAGAGCAUGCCCAACCCAGGAGUCUGUCUCACCAUUUGUCCAGCCACCAGGAAAGAUCCUCCCUCAAAACAGUGUAUCUCCACCUCUAUCUAGCUGUAUCUAACCCACCAUGUGAAUGAACUGGGCAAGAAGGGCAUGAUUCCCCGGAUGUGUGUCCAGUUGUGACUUUCAACAGUCUAGCACCACACUGGACACAUUCCCCAUCCGCUCUCCUAGCCCUCCAGGGCACAGUCCCUCCACGUAGCCCUCACACCUCUUAGGCGCCAUCAGUAUUGCAUUCUUGGAGACCCACGGCCUGUCCCGUCUGUAAAGACUGAGCUUGUG
Messenger RNA from Castor canadensis (American beaver), 1030 nucleotides. The record is from RefSeq and is a predicted model, not a curated record. NCBI's taxonomy places the organism in Eukaryota, Metazoa, Chordata, Mammalia, Rodentia, Castoridae.